GAGAGAGAGAGAGAGAGAGAGAUGGGAAGUGGUAAAAAUAUAUAGGAGCUAACUAGCACAUCAAGUGGGAGUCUGAGUCAUUAGAAGGUAGGUAAAUAAUGGCAUUCAUGGUGGAGAGGAGGAGGAGGAGGAGAAGUGAAGAGAUGGUUUUUUCUGCAAUGGAAUCUGAUGAAUAUUCUGAAUCACAAAAGGGAUGUGAAGCAGUGGCAGUGGCAGCUGCACCAUUUCUGACAAAAACAUACGAACUAGUAGAUGAUCCUCUCACUGAUCACAUAGUGUGUUGGGGUGAGAAUGACAACACUUUUGUUGUCUGGAGACCCCCUGAAUUCUCCAGAGACCUCCUUCCCAACUACUUCAAGCACAACAACUUCUCUAGCUUUGUUCGCCAGCUCAACACUUACGGUUUUAAGAAGAUAAUGGCAGAUAGAUGGGAAUUUGCAAAUGAGUGCUUCAGAAAAGGAGCAAAACACUUGUUAUCAGAGAUACACAGAAGAAAAACUUCUCAACAACACCAUCACCAACAACACUACCACCACCAUGAGCAACAACCACCAGCUCCUCAGUUUUUCCAACCAGAUGACAAUGGUAUAAACUGGAUUGAUUCCCCAUUACCAUCCCCAAAACCUGGUUUAGACAUCCUAACAGAGCUCGCAGAAGAUAAUCAGCGGCUGCGAAGAAGGAACUACAUGCUUAUAUCAGAACUCACCCACAUGAAGAACCUUUACAGUGACAUUGUCUACUUCAUUCAAAACCAUGUUAAGCCAGUACAGAACAGUGAUCAAACAUCCAUUGAUGCAGUUCCGAAGCUUGUUGAAUUGGGCACUUUGCAUCAUCAGACUCAAUCUCUUUCCAAUUGCCAAACCAUGAAAAACUACAGUUCGUGUGAUGGCUCCGAAACAAAUGGUACUGUAAAGCUAUUUGGGGUCCCUCUUUGUGGGUCUCAAUAGCGGUUCAAAGAGUUUUUGAGAGCUUAGACUAAAUGUUAAACGAGAACUUAUUUUAG
This is a messenger RNA of Camellia sinensis, 1003 nucleotides long. RefSeq names its product heat stress transcription factor B-4d. Gene Ontology annotation, biological process: regulation of transcription by RNA polymerase II. Gene Ontology annotation, molecular function: RNA polymerase II cis-regulatory region sequence-specific DNA binding; DNA-binding transcription factor activity. Gene Ontology annotation, cellular component: nucleus. NCBI's taxonomy places the organism in Eukaryota, Viridiplantae, Streptophyta, Magnoliopsida, Ericales, Theaceae. The record is from RefSeq and is a predicted model, not a curated record.